Molecule: messenger RNA, 234 nt
Organism: Dovyalis caffra
Lineage: Eukaryota; Viridiplantae; Streptophyta; Magnoliopsida; Malpighiales; Salicaceae
Source: the annotation of a GenBank genome assembly
AUGGCCAGAAAGAGUCCUCGUCGUUCUAUUGGAUCUUUGCUGACUUUAGGGGUCAAAGACAACCGUCUAGCAGGUAACUGGGCUUUGUUGACUACUUCAUUGGGUUGUUCCCAGAUGUCCCUUAACCUUCAUCUUUUGAAUCUUUCAAUUGGUCUCGGCAGUGAGACAAGGCAAAGAGCUGCUCAUGAGCUUGCUAACUAUCCUCGGACUACCAAGAGGAAAGGGUCUGGCUAG